This is a messenger RNA of Stegostoma tigrinum, 3646 nucleotides long. It is a transcript of the gene drap1, whose product is annotated as DR1-associated protein 1 (negative cofactor 2 alpha). Gene Ontology annotation, cellular component: nucleus; negative cofactor 2 complex. Gene Ontology annotation, biological process: positive regulation of transcription by RNA polymerase II; negative regulation of transcription by RNA polymerase II; transcription by RNA polymerase II. The coding region runs from base 18 to 605 and encodes 195 amino acids. NCBI's taxonomy places the organism in Eukaryota, Metazoa, Chordata, Chondrichthyes, Orectolobiformes, Stegostomatidae. Gene Ontology annotation, molecular function: transcription coactivator activity; RNA polymerase II general transcription initiation factor activity; core promoter sequence-specific DNA binding. The transcript has 6 exons. The record is from RefSeq and is a predicted model, not a curated record.
CCAGAAUAAAGAAGAUCAUGCAGACCGACGAAGAGAUCGGGAAGGUCGCUGCUGCUGUUCCUGUGAUCAUCUCUCGAGCCCUGGAGCUGUUCCUGGAUUCCUUACUGACCAAGGCCUGCCAUGUGACUCAAUCACGAAAUGCCAAGACUAUGACCACGUCUCACCUAAAACAGUGCAUCGAGCUCGAACAGCAGUUUGAUUUCUUGAAGGACCUUGUAGCCUCAGUGCCGGAUAUGCAGGGUGAUAAUGAGGACAACCACAUGGAAGGAGACAAGGCCCCUCGGAGGGGGAGGAAGCCGGGGUCCGGACGGAGGAACACGAAUGGAGGAGCGGGGCCAGGGCCCAAGGCCAAGGACAGGAAGCAGUCCAGCACAGAAUCGGAGCAGGAGGACGAAUCAGAGGACAGUGAGACAGACGAAGAGGAGGCAUCCCGGUCCAGCAUGGACAAGCCCGGGCGCCAGAUCCAGAGCCCUCAGUCGGUCUUCAGCAGCCCACUGUCAACUGUGUCAAUGCCAACGUGCUCCCCGGUGCUGAGCAACCUGCCGAUGCCCGCAGCCACCCCAUUGUGUCAAGAUGGUGGAGAGGAUGAUGACUACGACUCCUAGCUUUUUGAGUUUCGCUCCUGGCUGGUGGUAGAGCGGGGAGGAGGAUAAAAAUGGGGGUUUUAUUCCGUUUGUGUGCGCGUGUGUUUGUAUAUGUGCGUGUGUGUGUGCGCGUGUGCUGUUUUCUUCUCAAGAUUUAUUUUUUCAUAUCUAGGGCAGAGUAUUGUGGGGGGAGGGAGGGGGCUGGUUUGCUCUGGGGACGGUCAUCCAGGAAUCUUGUUUCCCCUUCUCUCGCAUCGUUUUAUUUACUGCACCCGCGUUGCAGUUCUUAAACCAUUUUAUCCCCUCGCUUUGUGUCUCAUGUGCAUGGAAAAUCUGCGCCCCCCCCCCCCCCCCCCCCCCCAAAAAAAAUGUCCAACACAGCCAUCCGCGAUCCCUCCCUCCCAAAAAAAAAGUUGGCAGGAUCAGGCGAGCGAGAGAGAGAGAAGGUGGAAAGAGCUGGAUGAGAUUUUUGGCAUUAUUUUUAAUUUUUAAUUUUAGUAAAAUGCAAAAUAAAAUUGGGGAGAGAAAAAGACUUUUCUUUUCUUAAAAAAAGGGACGUUCCAUCCUCUAACUUGACCAGAAUUUUCGGGUUUCUCAUCAGCAGCAGUAACAUUGCCUGUGCUGAGUAGAAGAAUUGUGAUGUUUGUUGAAAUCUGUGCAAAUACUAAUCUGCAGUUGUUCCAUCUGUUCCCUUGUUUUCUGUUGUCGCUCCCCACUGCUGUUGCUGUUAACAAGGCGAAUUGGUAUCGUGAAACGGAGGUGGGGUGCGCGGGCGCGUGCUCACGUGUUGGUGGCGGAAAUUCGCUCUGAAUAAAGGCAUUUUUAAGGGACGUUGAGGUCUCUCUGGCUUCCUGGCCAUUCCUGCAUCGGGUCCUGCUUGAGAAUUGCUGGGCAAAGGCACCUUUUGCUUGAUCUUUGCACUCGCUUGGUGAGAGUGGAUUUUGGGUGCCACAGUGGAUGCACCAGAUGAAUGAUGACCGACAGUUAACUGCUGAGCUUUCAGACCAAAAGACGCAGGAGCAGAAGUAGACCAUUCAGCCCAUCGCGCCUGCUCCGUCGUUGAAAGAGAUCAUGGUGGAUCUGGUAAUUUUCAAGACCGUUUUCCUGUUACACUUGAUUUCCAUGCUGAUUAAAAAGGUCUAUCUCAAACUUUCAACAUUAAUGUACCAGCCUUGACAGCUGUCUGCAGUAAAGAAUUCCACACAUUUGCUAUCCUCUGAGAGAAGAAAUUCCAGCUCAUCUGUUGUUGUACAGAUGUAGUCAUACAGCUCAGAAACAGACCCUUCCGUAAAACUUGUCCAGGCCGACCAGAUAUCCUGAACUAAUUAGUUCCAUUUACCAGCAUAUCCCUCUAAACCCUUCCUAUCCAUGUACCCGUUUAAAUGCUGUAACUGUACCAGUCUCCACCACUUCCUCUGGCAACUCCUUCCAUACACGUACCAGCCUCCGUGUGAAAAAGUUGCCCGUCAGGUCCCUUUUAAAUCUUUCCCCUCUCACCUCAAACCUAUGCCCCUCUAGUUUUGGACUCCCUCACCCUGGGGGAAAGACCUUAGCUAUUCACCCCCUGCAUGUCCUCAUGAUUUUAUAAACCUCAGCCUCCGAUGCUCCAGGGAAAGACGCUCCAGCCUAUUCAGCUUCUUCCUAUAGGUCGAACCCUCUGACCCGGGCAACAUCCUUGUAGAUCUUCUCUGCACCCUUGUUAAGUUUCACAAUCCUGUAACAGGGAGACCAGAAUUGAACGUAAUGUUCCAAAAGUGGCCCUAACCAAUGUUAUGCACAGCCGUGACAAUAACAUCCCAACUUGUGUACACAAUACACUGAGCAAUAAACGCUGCCGUUGCUACUCUGUUUACCUGCAACUCUGCUUUCAAGGAACUACGAACCUACGUUCCAAGGUCACUUUGUUCAGCAACUGCCCCCCCCCCCCCACCAAACCAUAAAGCAUGCAAAUCCAGCCCUUGCAGCAUGUGUGAGUUCCUGAUUUAUGUCCACUAGGAAAUGGUUUUGCUACAGCUGAGUAAGAUAGGAUGAUACAGGUUCAGCUGCACAGCACCUAUUCACCCCAGGCACAACGUGGAUCCCAUGGCCGUGAUUAAACGAGACAGGGAGUUCACCCCGUCAGUGUAGUAUCACACAGCCAGAAAGAAGGAAACUUAUGGAGACAGACCUCUGGCAGCAACCAGUCUGUGCCAGCCAUAAUCCCAAACUAAACAAGUCCACCUGCCUGCUCCCGGCCCAUGUCCCUGCCAGCCUUUCCUCCUCACCUGUGGAACAUCCUAUAGUUGAACAAAAAAAAACGAGGCUUUAGUGAAAUGAGCUGUUUUGGCCUGAUGUGACUGUGGUGUGCACUUACACAAGAGAGAUGCUCGGAAUGUGCCCGUUCUGCGGACAGUAUUCUGAGGGGUGGCAGUGUUGAUUUGAAGCACAGCCUGAAGAUGGUGGCAGGGAACAAUCUCAGACCCAGGACUGGCGCUCGGUAUCACCAUCUCCGUGCUCCUCCUCCUGAGCCUUGCUGGUUAGCGCCAUUCCCUUGCAGCUUCAAGUCAGUGGGUGUCAUCUCCAGGAAGCAGCCCAGUUUAUGGCCAGUGAGUUUACCUGACGGAAUAACGCUGUCAAUUUGACCAAAUCCCUGGUUCUGUAGGUGAGGGCUUGGCCAUACCCAGUCAGGCUGCCUCUAUUGUUCUAGCAUUUCUAAAAAAAACAUGGCAAGUUGUUUAUCUUCACGUAGACUACUCGGAACCUGUCCCUCAAUCUCUCUGUAAAAGAAACCAGGACAAAACAUGUCACUCCCAUUAAGAAAAGAACCAUCGAUUUACAAAGAUCGUUUCAUUUUUAAAAACAUUAGUACAGUACAAUACGCAUAUACAUUACAUUGACUCUCAACAUGUAAACAUUCACUACUACAGUCGCCUUCCAUCUGUUUACUUCUACCACUGAACGUCUCAAUCUGUCUUCAUGAAAGACAAAACAGUGCAUCGGCAAUUGCAUUCUCUUAUCCUGCUGCGUGUAUAAUUUAACGAUUGAAUGAUUUCAAUAAUAAACUCCAUCUGAACAGUCUAGAA